GCAACGUCACUGUGACCUCACAAACAUGGCUGCGGCCGGCAGCAGGAACAGUUGGUUGGUUUCCGUUUCUAGAAAAGUGGGAAGUUAUCUGUUUAAUUCAGUUUUCAUCGCCCAGGCGGCGACGUGCGGCUUCAAGAUGGAAUCGGAGAGGCCAACCAAGCUGGAGUUUGCGGUGCAGAUGACAUGUGAGAGCUGCGCAGAUAAAGUCAGAGCUGCUCUGGAGGGUAAACCAGGAGUGCAGUCCAUCAGCAUCGAUGUCGGUCGGGAGCAGGUGUUGGUGGAAUCAGCCCUGACCAGUGCAGAGGUGCAGGCUCUGAUAGAAAGCACCGGACGCAGGGCGGUACUGAAAGGCAUCGGAGGAUCAGAGCAAGAUUUGGGUGCAGCAGUGGCCAUGCUGGAGGGUGUAGGAAAGAUCCAUGGGGUGGUGCGUUUCCUGCAGUUGUCGGAGGACCGUUGCUUGAUUGAUGGGACGGUCGAUGGGUUGGAGCCUGGACUCCACGGCCUCCAUGUUCACACCUUGGGGGACCUCACACAGGACUGCAACAGUUGUGGAGAGCACUAUAACCCCUUUGGAAGACAACACGGUGGUCCAGGAGACUCUGAAAGGCAUGUAGGUGAUCUGGGAAAUAUUGUCGCUGGACCAGAUGGCAGAGCCUCAUUUAGACUAGAAGACACUCAGCUAAAGGUAUGGGAUGUGAUUGGCCGAUCGCUGGUGGUGGAUGCGGGGGAGGACGACCUGGGUCGGGGCAGUCACCCUCUCUCCAAACACACUGGAAAUUCAGGGGAAAGGCUGGCCUGUGGGAUCAUCGCCCGAUCUGCAGGCCUCUUCCAAAACCCCAAACAGAUUUGUGCCUGUGACGGGGUCACGCUGUGGGAGGAGAGAGACAGGCCGAUAGCCGGAAAAGGCCGAAGCAAGACCAACGCAGAGACGCCGGCAGCACACCUGUGAACCUCGAGACACGAACACUGAUGCCGGUUUGAACAGAGAGAGAAAGCGUCUCAGAGAGAUGGAGAGGACGUUUGUUGACAGAGGGUCAGAAGCUGAAGCGAGGAUGAGACAGCUGAGGAAUACGUUUCCAGACAGCUGGAAGGACAACCAAAGAAAAAUGGCCUUAUUUUCUUUCAUUUUUUUUCUCCGUGAUAAAAUCUGAUGCUCCUGCAGUCACAGUUAGUGUCCUCUGAGGGUUUUUAAUGCACUAAAGCAGAUUAAAACAGGCCGGGACUUUGUUAAAGUCACCUCUGAUUAGCUAGAUGUCCGUUAAUAUUGUUAUGUGUUUGUAUAACCACUCGCCUCUGACACAACUGUCUCAUCACCAUCUAAAUUGAUGCGCUCGUAAGAUGUGAGGUUUCCAUUUUGGCUGUGUACUAGUGGGGAUGAAUGCCCUUCAGUUAGCUAUAAAAGUGUCUAAGUUAAUUAUGCAAGCCUCCUAAAAACAGCAGUGGUGGUUCCUCCACACCUGUAUUAUCUGGAACAAUUACAUCUAUUAAAGGGGCACAAUAAAAGGUGGGAACCAUUUAGCUAAGUCUAAACAUGUAGGGGGAAUCUAUAAACACACGGACCAACAGAGGGCUUUCCUACAUGAGUGUGUUCAUUUUAAAUCCAUGAGGUGGUGUAAGUGACUUGGGUAAAGGGACAGAGCCUGGGACAGAGAGUCAAAUUCCAUCCAGAGUGAAAGGGCAAAAGGGGGUAAAAGUUUGAGAGAGGGGAGGGGUGGGGGGUUAAAGGACUGUGUGCUCAGCUGUUUUUUCAUCAUGGAGUCUGAGUGUACAGUUCCUCCAUGUUUGCUGCAAACAACUUUAAAGCCAUACAGUGAAGGGAACUGACAUUUUUUAAGACACUGAGUGUUUUCUUCUGUUGUCAGAAGCUGUACAUGAUGACUGACAUGUUAUACAGCACAUUCAAAACCUCCACCUGCUGACACCUGUUGGUUUCUGCUAACGCGCAGCAUAUUUUUCCUGCGACAUCGAGUGCACUGCUGUACGAGCGCGUAGCCAGUUUUGCAUUGAUUUUUCAGAUUGAGCAUCUGUCUUGUCCUGGUAAUGCCUGAAUAAGCUUAUUGAAUUUUCCCCUAAAUGUUCAGUCGGUGUCCUUUUUCCCUUUCUGUCUGGGGGCUGUGAAUGCAACCAAGGACUGUUUAUAUAAUCAUUUCAUAUGCUGGUGUUUUUUUAAAUAAAACAAAUCUAGUCUUUGAAUGGUGAAAAUGCCCUCCACAGUUUCCUAGACUCCUGGUACAAACCCAAAUAUAUUUAGAGGCUUAACAGAGGCUUGAACCACAGUGUUUGGUAUUUUUUCAUUGAUAAAUGCUAUUGCUUAAUUUUCUGUCUGUGUGAACCUAUGUGAAUCUUUUGUACACAAACCCUGCAUUAGCAGUAAUUUUGCACCUGAACUGUUCUCUGUGAUUAAGCAAACGUGUCAUUUUUUUCAUAGCACUUAAUGAGUCCUUUAAUUGAACUCACCCACUUGUUGCUUGUCCCUUUGGAGCAGAACCCUGUGGCUCUGAGGUAGCCUUUAUCCUUCUGGUGGCUCCAAUAAAUUAAACAGGCUUACACGA
Lates calcarifer (barramundi perch) is the source of this 2552-nucleotide messenger RNA. RefSeq names its product copper chaperone for superoxide dismutase. The transcript has 8 exons. NCBI's taxonomy places the organism in Eukaryota, Metazoa, Chordata, Actinopteri, Centropomidae. The record is from RefSeq and is a predicted model, not a curated record. Bases 26 to 949 code for a protein of 307 amino acids. Gene Ontology annotation, molecular function: copper ion binding. Gene Ontology annotation, biological process: removal of superoxide radicals.